Messenger RNA from Penicillium cosmopolitanum, 789 nucleotides. Its product is annotated as SDR family NAD(P)-dependent oxidoreductase. Gene Ontology annotation, molecular function: oxidoreductase activity. The transcript has 2 exons. The record is from RefSeq and is a predicted model, not a curated record. The coding region runs from base 1 to 789 and encodes 262 amino acids. NCBI's taxonomy places the organism in Eukaryota, Fungi, Ascomycota, Eurotiomycetes, Eurotiales, Aspergillaceae.
AUGGAAAGUUCUCAGGCCUCCAUCUUUCCCCUCUUGAAGGGUAAAGUUGCUAUUGUUACUGGCGGUGCCCAGGGCAUGGGCAAGGAAACCGCCUCGGUAUUUCUUCGGGCGGGGGCCAAAGUGGUUAUUGCAGAUGUCAAAGAAGAUCAAGGUCUGAAAGUUGCUGAAGAGCUUUCCUCUCUUGGAGAUAUUCGUUUCGUGGCAACAGAUAUUUCGAAGUCCAGUGAUGUUCAAAACCUCAUUGAGCAAACGGUCAAAGAAUUUGGAAAGCUAGAUGUGGCCAUCAACAACGCGGCAAUGUCGCCGGAUAAGACAUCACUCACUGAGUUUGAUGAGUCCUAUUGGCGUCAGCUUUUGGAUGUUAACUUAACUGGCACUGCUCUCUGCUGCAAGUACCAAAUGCAGCAGUUUCAGAAGCAGAACACGAAAGGGUCUAUCGUGAAUAUUGCGUCUAUCAAUGCUUUUAUGCCCCAACCAAAUAUGCCUGCCUACACGUCCGCAAAGCAUGCUCUUAUUGGCUUGACAAAGCAUGCUGCAACAGAAGGUGGCCCAAGUGGCAUCCGAGUUAAUGCUAUUGCGCCAGGGGCAAUUUUUAGUGAAAUGUCGGCCAAAGCAUUGGAAAUCAUAGGUACUACUCACGAAGAAUUUGCGCCUAAAGUGAGCAGCUUAAACAGAUUUGGACAGGCUCAUGAGGUUGCACAAGGAUCUCUUUGGCUUGCAUCAGACUGUUCAUCCUACGUAAACGGUAUCUGCCUUCCUAUUGAUGGAGGGUUCUUAUCUAAGUGGUAG